AUGAAAAUAACAGGCGAUUACUGCGAUGUCUACCUCACACACGACUCUAUGAGCGUGCGCAAGGCACACAACUCCGGCCGCAACCACUUGCGCAAUGUUGUCGACUACUACCAGCGCCGUGCCGAACCCACAUAUGGUCGUCCCAGGUGGUUACCUGCCUCCGUUCGCCUUUCCUGGUCAGGACCCCCCGUCAAUGAGGAAGAAACUUUCACCAACACUGAUAAUCUAGGCGCUCACCCCGGCCAACUGGCUCCUCCCUUCGGUAUUCCUCCUCCUGGAGCCCCCGGUGCCCCAAUGAUGCCUCGUAUGGGCGCUCCUCCCGGUGUGGGCGCUCCUCCUGGUGUGGCUCCUCCUGGUAUGAGUGCGUUCCCUCCUGCCAUGCGUGGUCCCCCUGGACCCCAGAACUCGUCCAUCCCCACCGGACCUCGUGGAGCAGAUGGAUAUCCCGGUGCUCGUGGGCAUUCGUUUGAGCAGGAGCGACAGUGGUAG
This is a messenger RNA of Penicillium taxi, 489 nucleotides long. Its product is annotated as putative U1 snRNP complex component Yhc1. Gene Ontology annotation, molecular function: zinc ion binding; pre-mRNA 5'-splice site binding. Gene Ontology annotation, biological process: mRNA splicing, via spliceosome; spliceosomal snRNP assembly; mRNA 5'-splice site recognition. Gene Ontology annotation, cellular component: nucleus; U1 snRNP. The transcript has 3 exons. The record is from RefSeq and is a predicted model, not a curated record. Lineage: Eukaryota; Fungi; Ascomycota; Eurotiomycetes; Eurotiales; Aspergillaceae. The coding region runs from base 1 to 489 and encodes 162 amino acids.